UCUUCAAUUGUUUUCCUCAGUCAUCUUCCAUUUGAUUGAGCUUAAUUCCAGAUUUUAAUUUGCGAGAUUUCAUUCUUGAAUCAUACCUUCUAAUCAAAUUCACUCCAUCUACAAUCGAAAAACUCAUUACUGGCGCGCUACAAAAUCGGGAAAUGAGAGAAAAUUGAUUUAGUCGAAUCGAUUCCAAGAUGUCUGUGUUGGGGUCGAUUUAUCCGAUAACUGGCGAUUUCGGUUUUCACCCAUGAGUUUUAAACACUGAGAAAUCAAUUCGAUUGGGUCGGUGUAUUCUUCCCCAAGACCUCCGCGCCAAAUCGAUUAAUAGGGGAAUAGUAAACGAUUUUAAGCUGUUAAAAGAGGAUGAUUCUUCCGGACAAAAAGAAUCUACAAAGAAGACGUGAUUAUAUAUAGCACUUAUCAUGCAUCCCGAAGGAGCCAUUUACAAAACUGACAAUGAGCUAAAGUACUUGAAGAGAGAACAAUUUGGGAUUAGUAAUCGAUUUUAAGCUUGCCAGUGUUAAAAGAGGUUCAUAUAAUCAAGAAGAAGACAUAUGCAAAGAAACGUAAUCCCUAUAUAGCACUUAUCAUGUAACCCGAAGGAACCAUGAAAGGAAUUCUCUGGAGUAAGAUUUAUAAGUCUAGGGUCUCACCGGAGUAAGUCUUGAUGAGUAUAACCAUGGUCUCACCGGAGUAAGUAGUUUACUGCUGCCAGCUAUGGACGAUUUUGACCUGGAUUCUCCAGCAAGUCUUGAAUGGCUUGAUGGAUGAUAGAUUAGUUGUUGCAAGAUUUGCUGCCAUUUUGAUUGGUUUAAGUUUGAUGAAUCCUAAGCGGUGGAGAAAGGUGUAUUUAUAGUGAUUCCCGCAGAAAGUUUGGUGAGAUAUUAUAUUCAGUUGUAAACGGAUGACCCAUCUUUAUAAUUUGGUUUUUUUUCACCCGUAUCCGUUUUAUUAAUUUCGGGUUAAUUUCACUAAAUUGACCCGACCCAACUUCGAUUUUGUAUAGGGAUUUACUUAUAUAGGGAUGAUCGAAGCCGUUUACUACACUGAUUUAAAAUUGAACAAACCUCCAAAGGUUCCAAAAAGUCAUUACUAUUUACGGAAAGAAAUAAUGCCAAUAUAAUCAUAUGCUUUGAUCUAACUUUCCCUAUAUAAGUUAAAAAAAGAAUAUAAAAAGAGUUGGAAAAAGCAGAUUAGAUAUUUUUCUCCAUAGGUUCUCUAUCUCUGUCACGUUCAGUACCUUCAAACGUCAGCGUCGCCGUCUCGAUCUGAACAAUCCCUUUUUUUUUUAUAUACACAAAGUUCCAUACAUGGCAACAUUUAGUAAUAGUAAAUCCCAAAGCUUCGUUGUCUUCUUUAUUCCAAUAAAGAUUUGCAAAUAAUAAAGAAGGGGAGUUAUUAUGGGUAGGUCAGAGAGAGCACCGUGCGAUUUCUGCGGCGAGCGUGCGGCGGUUUUGUUUUGUAGAGCAGAUACGGCGAAGCUUUGUUUGCCGUGUGAUCAGCACGUGCACACGGCGAAUCUCUUGUCGAGGAAACACGUUCGAUCUCAGAUAUGUGAUAACUGCGGUAACGAGCCCGUCUCUGUACGGUGCUUCACCGAUAAUUUUGUUUUGUGUCAGGAGUGUGAUUGGGAUGUUCACGGGAGCUGCUCUGUCUCCGAUGCUCAUGUUCGAUCCGCCGUUGAAGGUUUCUCCGGAUGUCCGUCGGCGCUGGAGCUUGGUGCUUUAUGGGGGAUUGAUUUGGAAGGAGGUAGGAAAGAAAAAGAAGAAGAAGAGAGUCAAGUUCCGAUGAUGGAGAAUUUUGGGAUGCAGUUGGAUUCGUGGGUUUUGGGAUCUGAUGUUGUUCUGGAGGAAUUGAUUGUUCCUAGUGAUACUACGUUUAAGAAACGUGGAUCUUCUUCUAGUUGUGGGAGGUAUAAGCAGGUGUUGUGUAAACAGCUUGAGGAGUUACUUAAGAAUGAUAUUGUUGUUGUUGGUGGUGGUGAUGAUGGUGAUGAUGAUGAUGACCGUGUGGGUGAUUGUGAUGGGGAUGGAGAAGGGAUUAUGGUUCCGGAGAUGCCUGAGAGGUUUGAAUGGGGAAGAGAUGUAGAGGAGAUCUAUGGCAGAGAGCUGCCUCAAAAGACGUCGUUUACACCUUUGCAGUGGAAGGAUACUAAUCCUAGUGGUGGCCAGAGUUCUCAGAUAUGGGAUUUUAACUUGGGACAGUCAAGGGGACCCGAGGACACUAGCCGAAUGGAAGCUGCAUAUGUAGCAAAAGGUGCUGCUUCAUUCACAAUCAACAACUUUGUUGACAAUAUGAAUGAAACUUGUUCCACUAACGUGAAAGGUGUAAAACGGAUUUGUAAGGAUGACUACAAGCGAUCAACAUCAGGCCAGGUACAACCAACAACAUCUGAGAGCAACCAUCAUUCAAUUACCUUUGGCUCAGAGAAAGCUUCCAAGUCCUCCUCCAAUGACUUGCAUUUCACGAAGCAUAUUGCUGGAACUAGUUGUAAGACCACAAGACUACUGGCAACCAAGGCUGAUCUGGAGCGUCUGGCUCAGAACAGAGGCAAUGCAAUGCAGCGUUACAAGAAAAAGAGGAACAAACGGAGAUAUGAUAAGACUAUAAGGUAUGAAUCGAGGAAGGCAAGAGCAGACACUAGGUUGCGUGUCAGAGGCAGAUUUGUGAAAGCUAGUGAGGCUCCUUAUCCUAUAUAGGUUUCCUUUUACCCUUAUAAAUUAAAAGAAAUAUGUUUCUUGACUGUCUAUUUUGGUCUAUUCCAAGCAAUUAAAGUCUCACAAGCUAAUGCACCUUGAUAGUA
Messenger RNA from Camelina sativa (false flax), 2797 nucleotides. Lineage: Eukaryota; Viridiplantae; Streptophyta; Magnoliopsida; Brassicales; Brassicaceae. The record is from RefSeq and is a predicted model, not a curated record.